AUGGAACCCAAGAAUACUUUCAAAAUUAUUCUCGGAGCUGCACCAAUUGGUGACAAUGCCGUCGACACUAUGGCACGCUUCUCUACCCCAGACGAAGUGAAUGGCUUCCUAAACGUCUUCGCUAAGCAUGGCUACGACGAGAUUGACACUGCUGCCGUUUACUCCCCUGGAGCUCCUUACACGUCCGAGCCCAGAAUUGGCGCCGUCUCAGCAGGUGAUCGGUUCAAGAUCGACACCAAAGCCGAUUGGUUCCAAGGACACACGAAGGAGAGUGUGUCGCGCGACAUUGAUAACUCCCUCAAGAACUUAAAGGUUGAUCAGAUCAAUCUUUACUACCUUCAGCUCCCUGAGCGCAAAUACCCACUUGAGCCCGUUCUUGAGACUCUCAACCAGGCGCAUAAAGAUGGGAAGAUCAAGGCCUGGGGCAUCUCGAAUUAUCGCGCGGAUGAAGUUCAAAAGACACUCGAUAUUUGCGAAGAACAUGGAUUUGUCAAGCCGAGCGUGUACCAAGGUCACUACAACCCAAUUGUUCGUGGUGGCGAAAAGGAAUUGUUCCCUCUCCUACGCAAGCAUGGUAUCGCGUUUUACUGCUACAGUCCUGCCGCGGGUGGCUUUUUCGCCCAGAAGCAUAAAAACCCCGACCCAGUGUCGCGAUUUGCAGGCUUGACGCCCGUUGGAAGCGUGUACGUUGGCAUGUACGUCAAGCAGUCAAUUGAAAGCGCUGUGGAGAAAUCGCUACAGGUGGCGGCCAAGUACGACAUCAAGGGCCACGCGGCGGCGCUUCGAUGGACGGCUCAUCACAGCAUUUUGAAGGCGGAAUAUGGCGAUGGCAUUGUUAUCGGUGCGUCGAGCUUGGAACAGCUUGAGAGCAAUCUCAGUACGAUUGAAGAGGGUCCAUUGCCUGAUGAGGUAGCGGCUGCGAUUGAUCAAGUCUACGCAGAGGUUGGAGACGAAAUCGCGUACCAUCUGUAG
Messenger RNA from Fusarium coffeatum, 972 nucleotides. RefSeq lists its product as uncharacterized. The record is from RefSeq and is a predicted model, not a curated record. Gene Ontology annotation, molecular function: oxidoreductase activity. The coding region runs from base 1 to 972 and encodes 323 amino acids. Gene Ontology annotation, cellular component: cytosol. Lineage: Eukaryota; Fungi; Ascomycota; Sordariomycetes; Hypocreales; Nectriaceae. The transcript has 3 exons.